Phytophthora infestans T30-4 is the source of this 1156-nucleotide messenger RNA. RefSeq lists its product as uncharacterized. The transcript has 10 exons. The record is from RefSeq and is a predicted model, not a curated record. NCBI's taxonomy places the organism in Eukaryota, Oomycota, Peronosporomycetes, Peronosporales, Peronosporaceae. The coding region runs from base 14 to 1156 and encodes 380 amino acids.
AGAAAAGACUGAGAUGAUCCGCGAGGUGUGGCGCAUCGAACUGGGCGUGGGCGUGGGUCCCUUCCGCCUCGGUGCGAGCGUCGCCGAGGUGCUACACGCUCUUAAGAGCCGUCUGCCAGUCCGCCCUUUUGAGAUAGCGUACGACGCUGUCGAGCCUUACAAGCGCGACGUUGUCAUUGAAUCAGCUGAGGACGGACUCAGACUGCAUUUCGAUCCAGUGCGACAGACGCUCAAAGUGAUCGAGUUUUACGACGUGAACCGCGUAGCUUUGAAAUUCGGGCGUGUAGUAAUCUUCGGCGGUGACAUCUCCGCCACCUUCAUGUCUGUUUACAACCUUUUCGGACCGACAUUUCCUGGUCGCUACGACGCUUCUGAGCAGAGCUACGUGUUGGGCUACGAAGGCGGUUGUGUCAAAUUCCCGAUUCCUGCUGAGUACCGGAAUUUGUACCAAAACGGCAUCGACCUACCAAUGGAGUUUCCGAAUGGUGCAACUCCAGCUGCUACGGGCUUUGUGGUUUUUGUGGGUGGAGACUAUCGGUCUCCUGGACUCCCUGGUCCUACCAAAAAACACUACUUUGAAGAAGUUGCUGUCGACAUUGCAGAAAAGAAAACGUCGCUGGUUUUCUCUGGCCGAAAGCAGUGCAUCCGGCUAGGAUGGUCCCCCCAGGAAGUGAUUAGCGAGCUUGGUGCCCCGGUCUCUGUGUUUCGGAAAUCUGAAGAUCCUAAUGACGGUGCUACCGUUGCUGGUGGACUUGUUGGCGAGUAUUUCCACAACUACCCGCACUUAGGACUCGACAUCUUGUAUAAUUCGAUGCAUCGAGUGUCGAAAGUGAUUCUGAAAACCAACGCGCUCGGUCACCCGGACUUUGGCGCCUACAACAAAUGCAAUUUCCGACUCACUUUUCAAUCGUCAAGUGCACUUCAAAAGUCGGGGAUUUCAAAGAGAACCAGUCUGGAAAUCACCCCUCAAACACCGUGGGAGGACAUUCGUCUGGUUUUUAAGAGCUCGUCGGACUUGCGACCGAUUGUCCUUGACAACGGUCUGGGCCUCCAUCCGUUCGGGGCAAGCUUGUGCUACUCACCAACACCAGGAUGCACCUUCGAAGUGAUGAAGAACGGCUUCAUCGCGAGUGUUACGCUCACAUCCUCCAGCUAA